Molecule: messenger RNA, 2485 nt
Organism: Ziziphus jujuba (common jujube)
Lineage: Eukaryota; Viridiplantae; Streptophyta; Magnoliopsida; Rosales; Rhamnaceae
Product: replication protein A 70 kDa DNA-binding subunit A
Exons: 2
Coding region: 63-2126 (687 amino acids)
Biological process (GO): DNA replication; telomere maintenance via telomerase; meiotic cell cycle
Cellular component (GO): DNA replication factor A complex; nucleus
Molecular function (GO): damaged DNA binding; single-stranded telomeric DNA binding
Source: RefSeq, a predicted model, not a curated record
UGCAGCGAUCCGUGGGUGGGAAAAUCAAAUCCCCUCUUUCGCAGUCGGUUAUCUCCUUCUUAAUGUGGUCCGCGCCAAUAUCAACCUCCAAAUCUACCAUUUCUCUGCCUCUCUCUAAACCUCUGAGAAACUGUGAGAGAGAGAGAGAGAGAAUUCCUAAUUCGACCUCAAUUGAAUCUCAUAUUUACCUCAACGGCAUCACCACCAUCUCCUACGCCACCGUUUGCUUAGGGUUUGUGUGUGGAGCUCAGAUAAUGCCGGUGCAUCUCACACCGAACGCGAUCUCGACCAUCACCGCCGGAGAUGUGAACUCGAAGCCGCUCGUGCAGGUCCUCGAUAUCAAGCUCAUCGGGAACUCGCAGGAAAGGUACCGGUUCUUGCUCUCCGACGCCGUCUCAACUCAGCACGCGAUGCUCGCUACUCAGCUCAACGACCGAGUCAAGACCGGCCGUGUCAAGAAAGGCUCCGUCAUUCAGCUCAUCGAGUACAUCUGCAGCCCUGUCCAAAACCGCAAGAUUAUUGUAGUGCUAAGCAUGGAAACUAUUAUGCUGGACUGUGAUAUAAUUGGGAAUCCAAAGAUGUUUGUUGAGUCUGAUUCAACAGCUCAGAGGACUGUACCUAAUGGUAGUUUACAACAGUCAGCCAGAGUAAACAAUAAUCAUUUGAGAGCUCAAAAUACUGUCUCCGAUCAGCAGAAUUUCCCAGCUACUGUUCAACCUCCUUACCAACCACCUCCUAAUUACCGAAGUCGUGGCCCUAUCUUGAAGAACGAGGCACCGGCAAGGAUUAUUCCUAUAGCUGCACUGAAUCCUUAUCAGGGCAGGUGGGCUAUCAAGGCAAGAGUAACUGCGAAAGGGGAUCUCCGUCGGUAUAAUAAUGCUCGAGGAGAUGGCAAGGUCUUCUCCUUUGACCUCCUUGACUCUGAUGGAGGAGAAAUAAGGGUAACCUGUUUCAAUGCUGUUGUUGACCGUUUUUAUGAUGUUAUUGAGGUUGGUAAAGUUUACAUGAUUUCAAAGGGAAGUUUAAAACCUGCUCAGAAGAACUUCAACCAUCUGAAGAAUGAAUGGGAGAUAUUUCUAGAGGCAACUUCAACCGUUGAUCUUUGCCCUGAUGAAGAUGGUUCUAUACCUAGACAGCAGUUUUCCUUUAGACCUAUCAGCGAAAUUGAAAAUGCUGAUAAUAAUUCAAUUCUCGAUGUUAUUGGUAUUGUGAUAUCUGUGAACCCUUCAGUUCCUAUCUUGAGAAAGAAUGGAAUGGAAACUCAGAGAAGAAUUCUGAGUCUGAAGGAUUGGUCUGGUAAGAGUGUUGAGUUAACCCUUUGGGGGGAUUUCUGCAACAGGGAAGGUCAGAGGCUGCAAGAGAUGUUUGAUGGUGGAUUUUGUCCCGUUUUAGCUGUCAAAGCUGGGAAGAUUAAUGACUUCAGUGGGAAAUCAAUAGGUACAAUUUCGGCAACACAACUGUUUAUAAAUCCAGAUUUUCCUGAGGCUCUUAGCUUGAGGGAAUGGUUUGAUUCUGGGGGCAAGAAUACUGCUUCGUUCUCCAUUUCCAGAGAUGUAAUUCCCGGAGGACAAAAGAAUGAGAUACGCAAAACAGUUUCUCAAAUCAAAGAUGAAGGUCUUGGAAGAUCAGACAAGCCAGACUGGGUCACUGUAAAGGCAACUAUAACCUUCAUCAAAACAGAUACUUUCUGUUACACAGCUUGCCCAUUGACGAUUGGAGAUAGGCAGUGUAAUAAAAAGGUGACAAGGUCACCAAAUAGAAGAUGGCAAUGUGACAGAUGCAAUCAAGAAUUUGUGGAGUGUGAUUACAGAUAUCUUCUUCAAGCCCAAAUUCAAGACCAUACAGGAUUGACUUGGGUGACAGCUUUUCAGGAAACCGGGGAAGAGAUUUUGGGUUGCUCAGCAAAGGAAUUGUAUAUGUUGAAGUAUGAAGAGCAGGAUGAUGCCAGAUUUGGAGACAUAAUUCGAACUAGGAUUUUCAAUCAAUUUCUUUUCAGGCUCAAAAUAAAAGAGGAGAUGUAUGGCGAUGAGCAGAGGGUAAAAGUCACUGUGGUUAAGGCUGAUAAGGUGAAUUAUUCUUCAGAAAGCAGAUAUACUCUUGAUUUGAUUUCAAAGUUCUUUAGGUAAACAAAUAAUGCCAAAACAAAAUAAAUGGUUAAUAUGCAGUAGCUUGAUUCAGAGAUGACUGAACUUCAAGCAGACAAGCUAACACUGACUUUCUUAGGAGCCAUUCUCAAAAAGACUAUAUUUGUAUUUUGCCUUGUAAACCUAGGUUUAGUUGCCACUUGCCGUUGUUUCUACACAUUGCCAAAUUGAGUUCAGAGGAAUUGUUUUCCCAGGGCUUCGAUUUUUCUGGUGAUUGUACCUGUUCUGUCUUUGUAUUAUUCUUUGAAAUCGUGAACCCUUUAACUCCUUACACUUCAUAUAGCAGAAUUAUUCAGAGUUGCAAAUUUCACAAUGCGGAAUUUACUACUUAAUUUCUUCCA